AUGGGCCCCUGUACCGCCUCCUCAUGCUGCUGCCAGGCCCGUAAUCUGCCAUGGGCCCCCGUACCGACUCCUCAUGCUGCUGCCAGGCCCGUAAUCUGUCAUGGGCCCCUGUACCGCCUCCUCAUGCUGCUGCCAGGUUCAGAGUGUGUCAUGGGUCCCUGUACGGCCUCCCAUUGCUGCUGUCUCCAUCGCCACACUCUGCCAUGUGCCACUUUCAGGUCUCCUCACACUGUUGGUGGGUUCCAUUUUGUGAUAGGGUGCUGUAUGGCCUCCCAUUGCUGCUGCCUCCACCGCCACACUGUGGCUCCACACUCUGGUUUUGGCCCCGUGACUGCCCAAAUGAGUGAAGUGUGCGGUGAUUCUAAGAUCGACGGCACUCAUCUGCAUGUCAUACUGACUGACAGUAUUAUUUCUCUUCCCCAGCAGACUCCAAGGGCAUUUAAAUUAAAGGUACAGUGUUCUGCACUAAUAUAA
Staurois parvus is the source of this 474-nucleotide messenger RNA. The record is from the annotation of a GenBank genome assembly. NCBI's taxonomy places the organism in Eukaryota, Metazoa, Chordata, Amphibia, Anura, Ranidae.